AUGCUGCGAACGGUGCUCUUGCUUGGGGGCCGCGCAGUCGCGAGGAAGCGUACAACCGUCGCCAACCCAAGAAUGUUGCGGGAGGCGCGGCAGCUGGAGAGGUUGCAGCGGAAAAAGCGUGAGGACAAGGCAGAACGAGUCUUCAUGGAGAAAAUACAACAGGGACGCCUGCGACGGCAAAGGAUAAUCGCUGCAGCACUUCGAAGAGCCUUCACCAACAAACAGAAAGGGGAGCCAAGGUUCUUGCAGCGGUACAAGGCCAACAAGGCGAGGGCAGCAGAAGAGCUGACGCGAAUGAAGGAGAAGGCAGAGGCACCGAAACCGAAACCGGAAGCUGCAGCGGCGGCGGUGACAACAACAGACCGCGUGCGCAAAGCGGGCGAUGCUGAGCGUGUGAAAAAGGUGAGGGUCUCGAGGGAGGAGGCCAUGCGACGGAGAGAGGCAGAGCGGAAAGCGGAGCAGAGUUUCUUUGAGAUGAUCGAAGAAUUGAAGCAAAAGCGAGAGAUUGAGCGGCUGGCGGUACGAGAUCCACAUCAACACUCUGAGGCACAUGUGACGGUUGGCCAGAAAAAGAGCCAAGAUGAAGCGACCGAACCUGCGCAGCUCGUGGCAGAAGACAAAACAGUGGCCGACAGCUCAGCGCAGGCCCGGAAACGUUUGGGCCGCCGGGUGACAAAGCAGCUACCGGUGGAAGAACAUCGCAUCACAUCUGCAGAAGAGACAAACAAAUUAGAAGAGGCCACAGGAGCACCUGUGGAGGAUAUUGCUGCUGCGGUCGACACAGUGGCUGAGGAGCAGGUGCAACAAGUGAUGCACAAGGAGGAUACGACGAGUCGGCAGCCGCAGGUGGAGCGCGCGAAGCCGCGUGUACGAUCACCGCGAAAACAUCAAACGCUUAGGCCGAUGCCUACAGUCGCCCCACAGGUGAAUGCAGCUCCUGUUGAUGAUGUUCCGCCAGCUGUUGGUGAGCCUCAAGCCGUUGUGACUCAACGACCCGUGCAUGCCGUUUCGCUAACCGGUUUCAACGAACCUCCGUUGAUCUCGCCAGCAAGGACUAUGCCAGAAGUUGGGCAGGGGAGUUUGCUGGCGUUCCCUUCAAUCGACGCACCAGUAAUUCCGCUGCGCCCGCGAGUUUUAGAUUCCUUCCCCCCUGUGGCGCGGGUGGCACAUGCCCCACCGGUGAGUUUCCCUCACAACAUUCCCUCGGUGCGUCCAAUUGGGGAGCGUCAGAGCCCUAAAAGCAGUGGCCUGCAUCGUUUAUAG
Molecule: messenger RNA, 1263 nt
Organism: Trypanosoma grayi
Lineage: Eukaryota; Euglenozoa; Kinetoplastea; Trypanosomatida; Trypanosomatidae
Exons: 1
Coding region: 1-1263 (420 amino acids)
Source: RefSeq, a predicted model, not a curated record